AAAGCUUGAAGGGGCUGUCCGCGUCGACGAGCGGUGAGCUGCGAACGUCAAGCCGCAGGAGCAACAGCGGCUAGCAAAGCAACGAAGGGUUAAAAAAAAGCAGAAACAGAAACAGAAGUAGUGGGAGUGAGAGAGAUUAAUCGGAGCCGCGAAAGCCAAAUCAAAAUCAAAGGGAAGCAUUGAAGAUGCUUCAUCUUUUCUUAGUCUCCUUAAUUUCUUCCCACCUUUUCAUUCAUGCAGCUCUCGCUGAUGGAGUCACUCCCAAUGAAGCCAAACAACUCAGAGAUGAGGUGCGUGAAAUGUUCUAUCAUGCUUUUAAUGGAUACAUGGAGCAUGCAUUUCCACUUGAUGAAUUAAGACCACUAUCAUGCGGAGGAGAAGAUACACUUGGUGGUUAUGCAUUAACUUUGAUUGACUCGCUGGACAUGCUAGCUUUACUCGGUGAUCGCGAACAAUUUACUGCUUCUGUUGAAUGGAUUGGUAAAAAUCUUCGCUUUGACAUAAACAAAACAGUAUCAGUUUUUGAGACCACCAUCCGUGUCCUUGGAGGUUUACUUUCAGCUCAUCUCAUUGCCAGUGAUUAUGCCACGGGCAUGAAAAUUCCGUCCUAUGAUAAUCAAUUACUUGGCUUAGCUGAGGAUCUUGCACGACGGAUGUUACCUGCGUUUGACACCCCUACAGGAAUUCCUUUUGGAUCAGUCAAUCUGAUGCAUGGAGUUGAUGACCAUGAAAGCAAGAUAACAUCAACUGCUGGAGGUGGGACCUUGACAUUGGAAUUCGGAGUGCUUAGCCGUCUGACAAAUGAUCCUAUUUUUGAGCAAGUCACUAAAAAUGCUGUGAGGGGACUAUGGGCACGGCGUUCAAAGCUCAAUUUGGUUGGUGCUCACAUCAAUGUGUUCACAGGUGAAUGGACACAAAAGGAUGCUGGAAUAGGAACAAGUAUUGACUCCUUCUACGAGUAUCUCCUGAAGGCAUAUUUGUUGUUUGGAGACGAAGAAUAUUUAUUCAUUUUCCAAGAAGCAUAUGGGGCAGCCAUGCACUAUCUUCACAAUGAUCCCUGGUAUGUAGAGGUCAAUAUGGAUUCUGCUGCUCUUGUUUGGCCAUUAUUCAACAGCUUACAGGCAUUUUGGCCUGGCCUUCAGGUUGUGUUUUGGCUGGGGGAUGUUGAUCCUGCUAUUCGAACACAUGCUGCCUUCUUUAGUGUCUGGAAAAGAUAUGGUUUUACUCCCGAAGGUUUUAAUCUUGCUACACUAAGUGUUCAGCAUGGGCAAAAGAGUUACCCACUGCGGCCGGAGUUAAUAGAGAGCACAUAUUGGCUCUACAAAGCUACAAGAGAUGCCAGAUAUCUUGAUGUUGGAAGAGACAUGGUUGCUAGCUUGCAAUAUGGGGCCAGGUGCCCUUGUGGUUAUUGUCACAUUUCAGAUGUAGAAUUCCAUAAGAGGGAGGAUCACAUGGAAAGCUUUUUCCUUGCAGAAACAGUUAAAUACCUGUGGCUUCUUUUCGACUUGGCUGUGGGUCCAGAUAACCUUGUUGAAAAUGGGCCAUACAAGUACGUUUUUAGUACUGAAGGCCACUUACUGCCUGCAACCCCACAGAUAUCCCUUGUGCAGGAGCAUUGUGCAUAUCUGGGAGCUUACUGUAAAAGUGACGAAUUCAAACAAGAAGCUUAUGCAUCGGACAUCUCUUCUGAAGUUCAAGAAACUAAUGGUAGUAAAUUUUCUGUAGGCAGAUCUCAGACUAGUUUGCCUUCACAUUUCUCUUAUGUAGAGCCAAUUCCUAUAUCAGGGCUGAUUAAGGGGCUGUGUCCUGGACUAACUCAUGCACAAAAAUAUGGGAUAUCAUAUCUGGCUUCAGUCAACUCAAUUCACAAGCAUGUUUCCGCAAGACGACCGGAAACAACUAUAGUUAAGAGCCAACAAGUUGUAUUUCUCUCUGAGCAAGGUGCACGUGCCACCAGAGAUAAUGUUGGAAGUAAGGAAUUGCCUAACAGAGAGCGGGGAAGUGAUCCACCACACUUGUGAGCAAGAUCUCUUAGCCGGCGAUGAACACUUGAUUAUGAUCUUAAUUUAUUGGAUUCAGUUUUGAAAACUUUUGUUCUCAUCCCAGUACCGUGAAAGGUCUGACUUGGGUAGGAUCAUACAUGGUAACUUAUUUAGGCUCUUUAAAUUGAAGUAUAGGAAGACUGAUGUUCUCGGCUCCUGAUGCCCAUGUGAUUUGUGAUUAUCGAUUUGGGAAAUUCGGCAAUUGUUAAUAAGAGUGAGUUUGGAAUGUUAACGGUGGAAUAAAAGUGGAAGUUGGAAGGGGUUUGUAACUCUUGUAUGAUGAAAAUAUUCGGCACUUAUUUUAGGCCUCCCUACUCGUGUAAUUGAGAAAAAUAUUUUUCUUUUACAAUAUAGGGUUGUUAUGUAUUUGCUUGGAUACAGAAAUCCAUGAUUGAAGAGGAAGAAUUGUUCAAAGAGGGACAAUCUCGGAAAA
Molecule: messenger RNA, 2475 nt
Organism: Carica papaya (papaya)
Lineage: Eukaryota; Viridiplantae; Streptophyta; Magnoliopsida; Brassicales; Caricaceae
Source: RefSeq, a predicted model, not a curated record